AUGGAGGGCUGUAAGAGAGUGAUGGCAGCCCUGUCUGAGAACUUGCUGACAGUCAGCAUGUUGCUGAGUGUCUUUUUUCUUCCAGGAAUUCAGACUGCAUGUCAUUCGACCCACAAGGGAAUCAACAUUACUGCGCCAAAGCAUGUUGACGCUCUGAGUGGAUCCUGUUUGCUAAUUCCAUGUAGCUUUACUGACGACAAGAUAAUGAAGUUUGACGGCAGAAGAAAAACAUUUGGAGUCUGGAUAAAAACGUCAAUCUACAUUGUCGCUUUUCCACGGAAUAUAGUUUACAACAGCAGUUGGUCAGAAAGCAAAUUUGGAAUCAACAUAAUUGGAAGUCUGAGUGAGAGAAACUGCACAACUGUGUUUUCUAAAAUGGUUAAAGAGUAUGGAGGUAGAUACUACUUCAGAGUUGAAAGCGGGCCGUUCAGAUCAUUUGCUACCUGUGAUCCUGUUCAAGUAACAGUUAAAGAUUCUGCUUGGAACCCCAGGAUUGAAAUCUCAGGUGACGUGAAGGAGAAGAACUCUGUCACCGUAACGUGCUCAGCUCUCACUCCCUGUCCACAAUCACCUCCUGGACUCUCCUUGAACCUCCAACCAAACCCUCACAGACAGAUGGAGAGGAACAAAGAUGGAACGUUUACAACUACAAUCCAGCAGAACAUCACUCUGUCAGAGAUCCACGACGGAUACAACAUCACCUGCUUUGCCAGAUAUCCUGUGGAUGGAGGAAAACACAAGACAGCAAAUACAGAUGUGACUCUCAGUGUUCCCUAUUCUCCCAAGAACACCUCAGUAUCCAUCACUUUAGCAAAAGGUAGAUGGGUGGAGCUGCGUUGCUCCAGCAGAGCCAAGCCUCCCGUCAGCGUCUUCACCUGGUUCGAGAAAACCUCAAAUGGAGCCUUGAAAGUAGGUGAAGGAGAAAAUUAUGGACUCCAUGUCACUGAGGAGGGAGCUUAUUACUGUGUGGCCACGAAUGAUGUUGGUAGUCAGACAUCUCCAGAGAUUCGUCUGACUCUUUCAGCAAUAGGUAAAUAG
Messenger RNA from Xiphophorus hellerii (green swordtail), 1038 nucleotides. Its product is annotated as sialic acid-binding Ig-like lectin 7. Lineage: Eukaryota; Metazoa; Chordata; Actinopteri; Cyprinodontiformes; Poeciliidae. The coding region runs from base 1 to 1038 and encodes 345 amino acids. The record is from RefSeq and is a predicted model, not a curated record. The transcript is spliced from 4 exons.